AGCUCACUCAGUCAAGCUCAUCGAGUCUCUCUCGCUUCCCCGGUCUCCCGCCUUUGACUUCUUGACAGCAUAUCUCAAGUUAUUGUUCUCACAAUUCAACUGUCUCCCAGGCGGCACAUCACCAUCUCCUUGUCAAUGGAGGAGUGACGACCCACGCGUGUACACAAGCAAUCCCAUAGCUCCUAUCCCGAACGCCCAACCACCACCGGAAACCUCAAGAUGACGGGCACCAGUCUCAACGGAGCUUCCAUUAGGACCACAGCUAGCACUGCCGGUACUGUCGUCUCUCGAGCCAGCGUCGGAAGCUCACGAAGCGUUGGCGGUAAUGGGCAUAUGGUCGGAGGCGGAUACUAUGUUUCAGCGAAUCAGCAACAUGUCGACUACAUUCUCGUGGCCGAAUUCUCCAUCGAUAAAGGGUCCAUCAUGGAGCACCAAUAUCCGAAUCCAAUUAGUGGCGAUGAACACAUGUUGGCGGAGCUCAUGCUUCCGGAUGGAGCCCAUACUCGCGAUCAGGAUUGGACAAUCUUCUUCCUACACAAAGACGCCGAGCAAACCGAAGAACAGCAAGAACCCGGUGUGCAGGCGCCGUUAAUAUACGUCCUUAAUCUUGUCAUCACGAAGCAUGAUAAAGAAGCAAAAAGAGGUGCAAUAGUGAAAGCGAUGGCGAUAUGUACGCGGCAUUCUUUCCUGCAUAUCUACAAGCCAUUACUCCUUUUUGCGCUGGAGGAUUAUUUCAAAAACCCGUCGGUUGAUAUCCUGACAAAGCUGUUUACCUCCGUAAACAGCAUGGACCUCUCAGCCAUGCCGCGGCUGUCCAUCUUCGAACGCCAGAUACUUUCCGCGAGCGACAACAAAGAUAUGUUCUCGGAGAAAUUUGAAGAGAUGGCACAAACCUCACUCACUGCGGCGGCGCUUGCGGCAUCGCAUGUUCGCUCACCCUCAACAUCACUGGGAGUACCGGGGACGGCGGACUCCGAAGGGGAGAAAAGACCAACCACGUACAUUGACCUGGCACCUGGAAGAAACAAAGUAAUGAAUGGAAAAAUUACAAUAAACCGGGAUAGUCACGAGUUCGAAACAAAGGUGGUGUACAAUGGCAUACCUGUACCGAUCCGAGUGCCCGUUGCCAUCGUGCCCGAGACCGUUGGUGAUUUCUCACUGAUCCAACUGAUUACAACAUUUUCAGCUCCGCAUGCACAGAACCCUCAGCCCUUUCCACUUCACCCCCACCUCACAACAAACGGUCCAUAUACACAUCCAGUGAUUGUUCUGAUAAACGGCCUUCUCACCGAGAAAAGAAUCAUUUUCCUAAGCCAUGACAGGCCGUCGGGAGAAGUAGCAAACCAUGUGUUAGCAGCGUGCGCGUUAGUAAGUGGUGGCACUCUUCGUGGCUUCACUCGCCAUGCGUUUCCAUACACAGAUCUCUCGAAGGUCGACGAGCUCCUAAUGGUGCCUGGCUUCAUCGCCGGUGUCAAGAACCCGGCGUUCGCUCACCACCCCACUUGGUGGGACAUCCUAUGCAAUAUCGAUACGGGCCGCAUCAAGAUAUCUACCGAAACAAAGCAGCCAGGCCCUAGCGACAGCGCAACCUUAUUCGGCGCUAUAUCCACUGUAUCAGGACACCACGAUACCGGUGAUAACGCGUUCAUGGACGACAUUGUGCACUGUAUCUCGUCUCGCUUUGGAGAGAAAGCUGUCAGGGCAAAGUGGAGAGACUAUGUCAUCCGCUUCACGCACAUGGCCGCUGCCUUCGAAGAGUUAGUCUUCGGCUCAAGCCAGCUUUGGAUAGGGCAUGAGGAGAAUCAUGUCAUCCGCGGACACGGCCAUGUGUGGCCAGAUGAGCAGUCGAAACACCGGGAUCUGUCGGCGAAUAUGAUGCGCAUUGAAGGCUGGAGAGGUACGCGAAGUUAUCAUGCGUAUGUGCAGGAUGUCCAGUCGUUCUAUGUUGCGAAACCGAUCAAAAUCAUGGACCUGCAACAUCAAAUUGAUCGUUUACGGACGUUGAAGCUGUCAACUGAAGAAUCCGCAAAGAUAUACCAGUCUUUGAAGGAGUAUGUGAAUGAUUACGAGGAGAUUAACCAACUGCUUUGUGCACUCCCGGAGAGCCAGGGAGGAUUAUUCGUCAUAUCGAUGGGUCUAUUUCACCCCUCUCAGAAAGUCCGCUUCGCAAUCGUGGAUUUGCUCGAGCGUAUAUCAGUCCACAUGGCUGGCCGCCAUUUCUACAAUUCCCUGAACCGCUUUCAAAAGCUUGCAUUCAUACGACUCCAACAGGAGAAGCUUAAUGCUGUGGAAAGUCCCGUGGCUACAAAUGGAUUGACUAUGUCGGGACUGAAUCUUGGGGGAUCAAUGGUGAAUUGAAUGUACAAUCGGUUGGAUGAUGUGGUGGAGUUAUGGCGUUGGGUUGGAUAUAUGGGUUAGAUACUGGUGUAUAUACCCACAAUGUGAUUAUGAAUGCGAACCCAAUGGCGAUCAGGGGUGAGUUGGUGGAUACUGAGUCUGGGCGCAUCAUAUGACUCACUGGCUUUGCAUCAAUUAAAC
Messenger RNA from Tricharina praecox, 2538 nucleotides. Its product is annotated as docking domain of Afi1 for Arf3 in vesicle trafficking-domain-containing protein. Gene Ontology annotation, biological process: actin cortical patch localization. The transcript is spliced from 6 exons. The coding region runs from base 220 to 2358 and encodes 712 amino acids. The record is from RefSeq and is a predicted model, not a curated record. Gene Ontology annotation, cellular component: plasma membrane. Lineage: Eukaryota; Fungi; Ascomycota; Pezizomycetes; Pezizales; Pyronemataceae.